Symbiodinium pilosum is the source of this 694-nucleotide messenger RNA. NCBI's taxonomy places the organism in Eukaryota, Dinophyceae, Suessiales, Symbiodiniaceae. The record is from the annotation of a GenBank genome assembly.
GUUCUUCUACGGCCCGGGCGUCCUGCAGACGCCGGACCGCCGCCUCUACCGGCAGCGCGGUGCAUCUAUUUGGAAAGCAGAUGGCGGCCGUUUCUUGGAGGUCCUGGCGCGAGUGCCCCUCGAAACCUUCAUGAAGGAGAAGAAGGCCACCCCCACCAUCGAGAUCGCGGACCAUGCCGGAGACAACGUCCGUGGCAGCUGGGAGUCAUCGACAGCGCUUGCCAACACUCAUUCGCGCGGCCCGAAGCGUGGCGUGCAGGUGCCAGUCUGCUCAAUCGAGCGCAUCAUCUCGGACCACACGGUCGUGAAGAUCGAUGUGGAAGGCUCCAAGCUGCCGCUCCUACCGCAACCUCGCGACCGGAAGCAGGUUCGCUUGCUAAUCUUUGAGUUCUCGGCAGCUCGAUGUCGGAAGCACGCCGUCGGCCCGCUUCCAUUCGUGUUCGUGCUCGAGGCCUCGCACAAGCGGCGGCUUCACGCAUUUGUCCAUCCCAUCAUCUUCAGGUUUAUGGCCGAUGAUGACCAAGCAGAGAUGUGCCGAUGGUCGACGCCGGAGAUGCAAUCCGAGAUGAGCAACCUUCCGGCCCUUUUGAAGGCCAUGCCGUUGCCUCAAAAGAAGGUGUGGCUCGGUGCUGGUGUAGUUUUGGUCCCCUGGUCCUGUGGUCCUCUGGUCCAGUGGUGGUCCUCUGGUGCCUGA